AUGGCUUCAGAGAUCACGUAUGCUGAAGUGAGGUUCAACGGUGAAUCCAAGUUCUCAGGUGCCAAAUCAGAGCCUCCUGCAGCUCCUAGGGAGAAGACCAGCCCUCACAAAAGUAACUCUGGGUUUCCCAAGAAGCUUCUUGCCUUAUUGCUGAUAUUUCUGCUGCUAUUGGCAAUCUCAUUCUUUAUUGCUUUUAUCAGGAAGGACUGGGGCUGCUGCCCAGAGAAUUGGGUGGUGUCUGAUACCAGCUGCUACUUUAUUUCUUCUGAAAGGAAAACUUGGAAUGAGAGUGAGAAUAACUGCUCUGGGAUGGGAGCUCACCUGCUGGUGAUCAACAGCGAGGAGGAGCAGCAACUAAUAUUACAGAAGCUGAAUAGAAGAUUUGCUUAUUAUGUAGGCUUGUCGGACCCAGAAGGGAUCCACCAGUGGCAAUGGGUAGAUCAGUCACCAUAUAACAAAAGUGUCACAUUCUGGCAUCCAGGUGAACCCAGUAGUCCUAAUGAGCGUUGUGUCAUAAUAAAUUAUAUUAAAAACCAGUUCUGGGGCUGGAACGAUGCCCCUUGUGAUGAAUUUCAAAACUCAGUUUGUGAGAUGAUGAAGAUCUACAUAUGA
Orycteropus afer afer is the source of this 612-nucleotide messenger RNA. The record is from RefSeq and is a predicted model, not a curated record. Lineage: Eukaryota; Metazoa; Chordata; Mammalia; Tubulidentata; Orycteropodidae.